GGCAAAUUUGGUGAGCGGACGGGCUGGAGCGCGACGUUGAGGAGGCGCGAGAUGGCCCUUACGCGAGGAGCUACUCAGUUUGAGCAGCAGUACGACCCGAAACGGAUCGGUAACUGGGAGCUGCCGGACACACCCGACUCUGCUCCGCGCAUGCGCCAUGGCAGCACCAAGUUCAUCGCCAACGACCGCGGCCACCUGCUGGAGAACACAUGCAAGAGCAAGGAGAGCCCCUGGACAGGGUUCCGCCGGACGGUCACGUGGGACGGGCCGCGCCGGCCGGCCGGGCCUCACAGUCACAGCCGGCCGGGUUACCAGAACAUCCUGAAGCCGCCCCAGGGACGUCAGGCGAGGGAAAGUCGCCCGAAGGGUGCUGUAGCCACGCAUCAUGUCGAAGCCAGUACGGACGUGACCAAAGGCCGACCGGAGUGUUGUGUCAGCCAGCAUGCCUACCUCUGCUGCCCAGCGGGAGCGCCAGGCGCAUGCUCCCAGUAGAUGUCGCGACUGGCGUGACACCAGGUGGCGUCCUCACGUCUGGAGGUGCCUUCUCCGUCAUCGACGGGGAGGAUGCCGUCGGAGCUGUCCUACGACCUGCGGCCGUAUCUGGCUGAACGUGCUUUGCACAGACUGCACCGCAAAACUUCCUCCUUCAUCCGUCUAUGACCCUUUGGCGGUAAAGUGUUUAAAAUGCACCGCGUCGGUAUUGAGUUACAUGGUUUCACAAACAGAUGACUGGCUGUCGGGAAUCAAAUUUUUUCUUGUUCAUUAGGUAAUGUUAAAAUGUCGCCGGUGGCCUCGAUAUAUCGCUCAUAUGUAUAAAAAAUUACCGCAUU
Pollicipes pollicipes is the source of this 830-nucleotide messenger RNA. Its product is annotated as protein Flattop. The coding region runs from base 52 to 492 and encodes 146 amino acids. NCBI's taxonomy places the organism in Eukaryota, Metazoa, Arthropoda, Thecostraca, Pollicipedomorpha, Pollicipedidae. Gene Ontology annotation, cellular component: ciliary basal body. The record is from RefSeq and is a predicted model, not a curated record. Gene Ontology annotation, biological process: cilium organization. The transcript has 4 exons.